Fusarium subglutinans is the source of this 1695-nucleotide messenger RNA. RefSeq lists its product as uncharacterized. Bases 1 to 1695 code for a protein of 564 amino acids. The record is from RefSeq and is a predicted model, not a curated record. NCBI's taxonomy places the organism in Eukaryota, Fungi, Ascomycota, Sordariomycetes, Hypocreales, Nectriaceae. The transcript has a single exon.
AUGCUGGAUCCAGGUUCAAUCAUCGCCCUCACACAAAUUACAUACGAAGGCGCCAAACGAGCAGUCGACCUCGUUCUCACAGCGAUACACUUUCCCAAAGAGUGCGAGGAAUUAUUCGUGCAGCUGAAGCUCGAGCAGUUCCGUCUGCAGUGCUGGGGUCGAAGUGCGGGGUUGGAGCAAGGCAGACUCAUCGAGGCUCUACACCCAAUCUUCCCAGAGAUACGAAACGCGCUUGACUGCAUAAGCGCUCUUUUCCAGGACUUGAAUAAGCUACAGGCCAAGUUUGGUAUCGUGUCGACGUCUGCGGAGGAUGUAGGCCAGAGACAAAAGGAACUGGCGUACAAGUGGAAUGAAGAACUUCAUAAACAGGGCCUGGCACUUUCGGGUACACAAGUUGAAGACGGGGCGCCGUCCUUGAUCUCGAAAGAACAGAAGGCUUUCUUCCCGGUCGGGACCUUCAAGGUCAAUCUACCAGCUCGACUACGAUGGGCAUUAGGAAACAAGUCCAAGUUUCGCGAUUGCGUGGCCGAGCUGGAGAGGUACACCAACAAACUGAACCAACUGUUACCAGAGCGACAGAGUCUCCAGUAUAAACAAGACUGGACAAGAGUCAACAUCAUAAUCGUCGGAAAAGCCGACGACGAGAACACCGUUUCCCUCCUACGAAAUGCCCUUGAGGGAAGUCCGGCGAUGGAAGCAUCACUCCGUGGCCUGGUGGAUAGAAAGUCAGUUGCUGCAGCUCCCAGUACGACAAAUUUCCUACGAGGCAACCCCCAGCUAAACAUGAAAGAUUUUGCGAUGCGCCCAGGAACCUUGGACAAGGACAGAUUCAUCACUACAAGUAAAAUUACUAAGCAGCUGGUUGUUUUUGAGAAGAAAUCAUGGGACGAUGAACGUUCCAUGGCCAACCGCUCGAAGCUCCAAAUGCGACUUAGCAGACUAGUUGCGAUGCUCCGCCCAGGCAGAAGUGACUGCAUCUUAAAGGCCAUCGGCUUCGCAGAAGAUGAAGUUACUAAAUGCUGGUGGAUCGUAUAUGAAAUGCCCUCAUUCAUAUCACUAAAUCCUAACCUUCGUCCUGUGACGCUCCACGAGCGGCUGGGACGUCAAUCUUUUCAUCUGGCUCCCCUCGAAGUCCGGAUGAAAAUCGCCUUCUCCCUUGCAUCAGCAUAUUCAGAGCUGUUCAGUAGUGGAUGGGUUCACAAGGCUAUCAGCAGCCACAGCAUCGUGUACUUUGGUCCUUAUACCGAUUUGCUACGUCCGUCUGUCGUUGGCUUUGAGUUUUCACGUCAGGAUACCGAAGAGUCAAACAUUGAUGCCGCCAAAACGCCAGCACAGGUUGAACGAAGCAUUUAUCGACAUCCAGAUUACAUCGGUAGUGAGGCAAAGAGAUACAUGACGCAAUAUGACAUUUACUCGUUCGGGCUCGUGCUGAUAGAGAUUGCUUUCUGGCAGCCAUUGAAAGAUGUCUAUCCGCAUGCCAAAGGCGAGACAUUCGGGAAAGAAGAGGCGAAGAAUGUGCAGAAGUGGGCUGCUCACGUUGCAGACACACAGUUUGCAUUCAGAGUUGGUACUGCGUAUGCUAACGCUGUGAGCUGGUGUCUCAAGAGCGGUGCGAAAGUCAGCAAGGAUCAAGAGGACUGGCAUCCAGCUUUGGCGUUCAAUGAUCAUGUCGUUGUUCCACUUUCUGGAACCUAA